Helobdella robusta is the source of this 1053-nucleotide messenger RNA. RefSeq lists its product as hypothetical. The annotation marks the transcript as partial. NCBI's taxonomy places the organism in Eukaryota, Metazoa, Annelida, Clitellata, Rhynchobdellida, Glossiphoniidae. The transcript is spliced from 5 exons. Gene Ontology annotation, molecular function: ATP binding; tau-protein kinase activity; protein serine/threonine kinase activity. Gene Ontology annotation, cellular component: cytoplasm. Gene Ontology annotation, biological process: microtubule cytoskeleton organization; protein phosphorylation; intracellular signal transduction. The record is from RefSeq and is a predicted model, not a curated record.
UACGAACGACUAUCGUACGAAUCUCUUCACAACCAACAAUGCAUGAAAGAUAUUGUGCUCGGUCGCAGAAUAGGUUUCUACCGGUUAAAAGAACAAAUCGGUUCAGGUAAUUUCUCGCAGGUUCGACUCGGUACUCACCUCCUGACACACAAUAAAGUUGCCGUCAAAAUCCUCGACAAAAUUCGAAUGGAGCACAAAGUUCGACGUCUGCUAUCGCGGGAAAUAUCGACCAUGGAGAGUUUGCACCAUCCGAACAUCAUCAGGUUCUACGAAAUGAUUGAAACGCUUUCUAAAAUAUUCAUCAUAAUGGAGUACGCCAGUGAAGGAGAACUAUACACGAGAGUCAGCAGUGACGGAAAGCUGCCUGAAGAUGAAGCCAAGAUGAUUUUUGCUCAGAUUAUAUCGGCCGUUCAACACAUGCACAACAAAUCUAUCAUUCAUCGAGACUUGAAAGCUGAGAACGUUUUCUUCGCAAAUCGAGUAACGGUUAAAGUUGGCGAUUUUGGCUUCAGCAACUACUGCGAGCCGAAACAACUUCUGAGCACCUUCUGUGGCUCACCACCGUACGCCGCUCCAGAACUCUUCAACGAAUCAAGUUACUACGGCAUGUAUGUCGACAUCUGGGCACUCGGAGUUUUGCUCUAUUUCGUGGUCGUUGGCCAUCUCCCAUUCAGAGCGGACACGAUUGGAAUACUCAAAAAAUGCAUAAAUGACUGCGACAUGGAGAUCCCAGAGCACGUCAGUGGAGCCUGUCAGUUCCUCAUCCGCUCAAUCUUGCGACUGGAACCAACGGAUAGAUUGACUCUGGAUGAGAUCACGAGAACGGAGUGGAUGAACGGAUGUCACUACCCUAAAGCUCUGUCUUCGCCUUCUAACUUGGAAACCAUUCCAAAACUUGAAGAGCAUCCAAGUGAGGAACAUUUAGAAACAAGACGCCGCUUGUACGAGCUGGGAAUCUCGGAGGAACACAUAACUUACGCUCUGAAUAAGCAGUGUCGAAGUAGCGUUGCGGGAACCUAUCAGAUAGUCCUGCACCAGAUACAGAAGGACAAA